Molecule: messenger RNA, 399 nt
Organism: Pteropus alecto (black flying fox)
Lineage: Eukaryota; Metazoa; Chordata; Mammalia; Chiroptera; Pteropodidae
Gene: TZMP1
Product: small integral membrane protein 27
Exons: 2
Coding region: 150-317 (55 amino acids)
Source: RefSeq, a predicted model, not a curated record
CGCUACCGGAGGCGAGUGGGCGGGCGGCUGUGCCAGGCUGAAAGAUGGCCGCUGCCGCCACCGCCGCCGCCCGGCAGCCGCCGCCCCGGAGGUUACUCUAGGGCCUGCAGGUUCUGCGCGUUCCCGCGGACCGUUGUCGCGUUCUUACCAUGAAGCCAGUGAGUCGCCGCACCUUGGACUGGAUUUACUCGGUGUUGCUCCUCGCGAUCGUAUUACUCUCCUGGGGAUAUGUAAUCUAUGCAUCAACAGUAGCUGCUCGACGACAGCUAAAGAAGGAAUACCCUGACAAAAUCUUCGGCAUGAAUGAAAAUUUGUAAUUCCUCUAAAUUUUAUUGUAUGCAAAUACUUCUCUGGCACGUGUCUAGAUUUAAAGUAAAAUCCAUAUAGUUUCCAAUUUUA